Botrytis cinerea B05.10 is the source of this 2157-nucleotide messenger RNA. It is a transcript of the gene Bcetr1, whose product is annotated as Bcetr1. The record is from RefSeq and is a predicted model, not a curated record. The transcript has 2 exons. Bases 377 to 1615 code for a protein of 412 amino acids. Gene Ontology annotation, cellular component: mitochondrion. NCBI's taxonomy places the organism in Eukaryota, Fungi, Ascomycota, Leotiomycetes, Helotiales, Sclerotiniaceae. Gene Ontology annotation, biological process: fatty acid metabolic process. Gene Ontology annotation, molecular function: trans-2-enoyl-CoA reductase (NADPH) activity.
GAGGCUAUGUGAGGCUGAAGAGGGUUGGAUUCCGGGGGCAUGGUGGGAGGAAAUCCCUGUAUUGACAAGCUUUGUGGCCCUGUGUGGGUUCUGUGGCUCUGUCGUUCUGUGGUUCUGUCGUUCUGUGGUUCUGUCGUUGGGAUGCACCAAUGAUUGGGAAAUUUCGGCAAGAAACGUCAUGGAUAAGAUUUGACACGAUUUGAGACGACCUCAUAUGAUACAAUAUCAAAAUAGAUGAGUGGAACGUUGCAGGCAAUAACUUCAAUCCGUAUUCAUUGAUUUUUCCCCAUCAACCAUCAACCACCAACCAAUUCUUCCUUUUCUUUUCGCGCACUCCAGAUUAUCGUACCACAUCCUUGGGAACGAAUAAUUGAAGAUGGCGAGUCCCAUUCAAUGUAGAGCUCUAGCUAGCUCCGCCGCGGUAAGCUCGAGAGGAGCUUUGAUGUCUGGUCUCUUGAGCAGACAAUGCACACAGAAUCGCUUGGGCAGCUUGGUGGCUCGGAGAUAUAAAUCUGGUCCAUAUGGUUAUACACAAGCCAAAGCGCUGGUGUAUUCUAAGUAUGGGGAGCCGGCGGAUGUCUUAUCUCUUCACAAUCACUCCAUCUCCCCCUCUCUUCCUUCAAAAUCUAUUCUCCUCCGUACUCUCGCGACCCCCAUUAACCCCGCCGAUAUAAACCAGAUCCAAGGUGUCUACCCCUCCAAACCUCCCUUCACCAGUCUCCUCGGAACCGAAUCUCCCUCGGCCGUCGGCGGCAAUGAAGGAUGUUUUGAAGUCAUGUCGCUUGGGCCCGGCAUCUCAACUCUCUCGAAAGGCGACUGGGUGAUCAUGAAAUCGACUGGGUUUGGAACAUGGCGCACACAUGCUAUAGCGGAGGAAUCACAGGUUCUCAAGAUUGGAAAUAAAGAGGGACUGAAACCCAUUCAGGUCGGCACUGUGAGCGUCAAUCCGUGCACGGCUUAUAGAAUGUUGAAAGAUUUUGAGAGCAUGGUGGAGGGCGAUUGGUUUAUACAAAAUGGUGCGAAUAGUGGGGUGGGGAGGGCAGCCAUACAGUUGGGGAAGAGGUGGGGAUAUAAGAGUAUCAAUAUCAUACGGGAUCGAGAGAAUGCUGAUGAGACUGAGGCGAUGAAGAAAGAAUUAUUGGAGUUGGGUGCUACGAAGGUGGUGACCGAGUCAGAAUUGAUGGAUCAAAGCUUCAGGGAUCAGGUGAAGGAGUGGACGAAUGGAGGCAGGGAAAAGAUUCGCGUGGGGUUGAACUGUGUCGGUGGACAACCGGCAGGUGCCUUGGUGAAAUGUUUGAGUAAUGGAGGCCAUUUGGUUACAUAUGGUGGAAUGUCUAAGAAGCCAUUGAUGAUUCCUACUGCAGCUUUGAUCUUCAAGGAUAUCAAGUUUAGUGGUUAUUGGGUUAGUAGGUGGAGUGAUAGCCAUUCAGAUGAGAAGAAGAAAACGGUGGAUGAAAUUUUGGAGAUGACGAGAUUAGGUAUGUUUAAGGACAUUCCAGUUCAAGAACUCAAGUGGGACUGGGAGACAAAGGAGGAUGUGUUGAAGUCGGCAGUGAGAGGAACCUUGGAGGGGUUCAGAAGUGGAAAGGGAGUUUUCAUCUAUGGAGAUACGUAGAUUCUGUCGAGGAAGAAUGAAAUAGAAUAAUAUUGAGUGUUGAGUUCUUGUUUUUGAGAGCGAUUAUUGGAGUGCUCACUCUACUGGAGGCGACUCCUUCUCUACCUCUUACACCCUUGUCAUCUUUUCCAAGAGGAGAACGAUCCAAAUCUUCAUCAAUAUAUUGAGGUUAAAACUUCGAAGCACACAGCAGAAGUCGAUUCGGAUCUCAGUCGUCAGAAACUCAAGCAAGUGUUGCGGAGAAUUCGACAAGUGUACGUUUGCUUUCAGAUUCCCUAAUUUUGAAACAGCUAGCGGAUGAUUCCUGUCAAGCAGAGUGAAAUUCUCUUGUCGGGUUCAUUAUCUGUUGUGUAGCAGCGAAAACUAUGCAUUGUCUAUCAUUCCCUCUCGUUGACCUCUUGCAACAUAAUAUUCGGGUCUUGACCUUGGUCUUGUGUCUGGACUCCUGAAUCCAAUAACGAGAAUCCGUUUGUAUUCUAGCAUGCCCUAUUUGUUCAUCAAUUCGAUUUCAAUAGAAAUUCGCGUGCGUGGCGAGGCUUUCA